Dreissena polymorpha is the source of this 2127-nucleotide messenger RNA. RefSeq names its product insulin receptor substrate 4-like. The record is from RefSeq and is a predicted model, not a curated record. The coding region runs from base 267 to 1298 and encodes 343 amino acids. The transcript is spliced from 6 exons. NCBI's taxonomy places the organism in Eukaryota, Metazoa, Mollusca, Bivalvia, Myida, Dreissenidae.
UGAAUUUUGGAGUUAAAAUACACGCGUCAUAAUGUGUUUAUUUAUAUAAUACGUGUCUUGUCCGCUCGAUUUCAAUUUGUUCCAGUUAGAGCUCUAAACAUUUUAUUUUGAUGUAGGAGUGUUAGAUCGGAAUAUCAUAUCGGUGUGGUGAUUAAUGGAGAAAUAUCAUAUCGGUGUGGUGAUUAAUGGAGAAAUAUAAACAUGGUAUACUAAUGUAAAUACUGUGGAUAACGUGUAUACAUAAAAAACUAGGUUUUCCGCUUAGAAUGGGCUGCAGUAACAGCACAAGCGUCCGCCGAUCAACCUUCAAACCUAAAGGUCGGCCAUGUAAGGCGGGCUAUGUGGUUUACAGUGAUGGAAGCAACAAGUGGAAAAAGGUGUUCCUGGUGCUGUUCCAGGACUCCACGAUUGCCUGGUUCGAGUCGCCCAAAAGAAAGACGCCCAUAGCGUAUACCGUGCUUAAGGACGUCUGCAGCAUGCUGGUAGUGGGUCCCGUCUGCAAGAGGAUCCCUAACUCUCCCCAGAAGAUCCCCAAGAAGUUAAGCUACAGUUACAUGAUAGCGUUCCCGCAGUGGGUCCAGCCGGGGAUGAUGCCAUGGAGAGAAAGAGCCAUUCCUUUGCAUUUCUUUUUGUGUCCGAACGGGGAUUCCAUGGGGUCGUGGAUGACAAAUAUGUCUACCGUGUUACCGCCUACGAAUUAUUCUAAAAUGGCACCCGCGCCUCCUUAUAGCGGCGUCACCCCAAGCGCCCCGCAGUACCAACGGCCGCCCGUGAUGAAUCCUGGUCACCAACAGACGACGAUUGUAAAAAAACGGAGGAAAGGCUUGAGCGGUGGUAAAAACUUUACUCAUGGAUUCCUGGCCGGCGCCGUUUUAGGGUAUGGUUUCGGCGGCCCGUGGCGUUGGGGCUGGGGCUGGGGUUGGGGCUACCAUCCUGGGUUCGGUUGGGGCUAUGAAGACUAUGAUAUGGACGUUGACGUUGACGUCGAUGUUCACGUUGACGUAGAUAACGUCGACAUUGGCGAUGACGCGGCACACUUUGGAGGGGGCGAUUUCCAGGAUUAUGACCCGGGGCAAGGGGAUGUAAAUUUCGAUGCCGACGGCGGGGGCUAUGGAGGCGACGCCGGUGGCGGUAGCGCAUGCGGCGGUGGUGAUAGCGGUGGUGAUGGUGGCGGUGGUUGUGGUGGAGGCGGGGAUGGUGGUGGCGGCGGAGAUGGUGGUGGUGGCGGCGGCGGAGGCGAUGGUGGUGGCGGCGGCGGUUGUGGUGGUGGAUGUGGUGGAGGUUGUGGCGGUGGCUGAGGCGGUUAGAGUUACUUGGAAUUACAAUAAAAUGCGUCGAUGACACGUAUUUUUAUAGAAAAAAAAAACAUUUACGAGUGUGUAUGUGCUGCUAUCUGCAGACUAUUUAACACGUGAAUUUAAAAAAAGCAGCUUUCUUUGAUCUGUGAUAUGAUAUUUUAUAUUAUUAAUUUUUAUGUUCGAUGCACAUUUUAGUUUGAAAUAUAUUAAAUACAGUUUUUUUCCGUCCCUAAUAAUAUUUUUCAAGCAAUGGAAGUAUGUACUGGUAUAAAGCAUAUAUAUUAUCUAUUGUUUCAAUAAAAAUCAACUCACAUGUGUAUUAUUAAGUUUAUUAUAUAGCACGUAUCCAGGUAAUCGUGUUUGUUCUUAAAUUGUUUUUAUUUCCACUCGAUAACUAUUUAAAUAACAAAAAUGUCCAUAACAACGACUAUACUUUCGUUUGUUUUAUAGCCCCAAAGGAGGUAGUAUAUAGUAGACGCAUCGUCCACCCGUGUUUAAAUGUGUGUCGAGAACUUCAAAGCAGUGGCUCCUCUUUCAUGUGAAAACUCGGAAUUACAAGAAGCAUACGCAUACGCAUAUAUGUGUCAGCUCAUAUUUUAUAAUAUCAAAAUGAUAUUAACAUUAUUGGUUUCGUUGGAGAUGUUUAAGAAGGGUUUUGACCUAGUUUCUUGCGAUGAUUCUACGAAGCGGGAACAUUGAAUGCCUUUAUAUUUGUAGUUUAUGAAAUGCUACUAAAAAUAGCGGGUUAAUUUAUUGCAAUUAUUGGCGGAUAUUAAAAUUUGCAUAGUUAAUUAAAAUACACAGACUCAAAACAACGUUUAAGACACGU